CCUCACAACACAUACAUCUUCAUAUCCUUCCCUCUCACCUUUUUCUUCCUUCUUAUUCACAUCACCACACCACACACAAACUCAUCUUCUCACACUUCCAUUCCAUUCCUUACACUCCUCUUCAUUCUUCAGCUCCGAUCCCUCCUUAAUUAAUGCAGUAAUAAUAUAUGCACUACUCUCCCAUGAAAAUCAUCCAUCUCAUACAAGAUCAACAACGUAACCCAAGAGCCCGUCUUUAAUUUAUUUAUUAUUAUUGCUCGGCCCUCCGCAUUUUCGUGAUAUAUGGCUUUUUCUUCUCUGCACAUCUGCAUGGACUCACCAGAUCACUGGUUCCAGGGAACAGUUCACGACGAGGUCUCCGGCGGCAGCGGCAGCGGUGGCAUGGAUUCUUCUGGCUCGCCAUUAUCCUCCUCCGGCGACAUUAUGAAAUGCUCGGCAAGGCCAAUGAUGGAGAGAAGAAUGAGACCCCCGCACGACCAAGCCCUCAAGUGCCCUCGCUGCGAUUCAACCCACACCAAAUUCUGUUACUACAACAACUACAGCCUCUCUCAGCCCCGCUAUUUCUGCAAGACCUGCAGAAGGUACUGGACUAAAGGCGGCACCCUCCGCAACAUCCCCGUCGGCGGCGGCUGCCGGAAAAACAAGAAACUCUCCUCCAAUUCCAAGAAACACCACCAAUCCAACAACAACAAUAAUAAUGAUCUUCAUACUUCUCAUAAUAACAACCAAUCACAUUCUUAUUCUACUUGCCCUAAAGAUCUUCAGCUUUCUUUCCCCGAUGUCCAAUUUUCUCACCUCAGUAACAUUAUUCUUGGUGGUAACGUUAACCCUAAUAAUAGUAGCUUCAUGGAGAGCAAGUUCCACGUUGGCAUGCUUGAGAACAAUCUUGUUAGGCCAAUCGAUUUCAUGGAGAACAAGCUUGAAGGCAUAAUUGGGAGUGGUAUUAAUAGUUCUAGAAGCUUUGAUUUCUUUGGGAAUAAUAAUAGUAAUGGCGGCUGCGACGAGAACAGCAAUAACAACAUCAACAUGAUGAUGCUUGGUAUGGCUAAUAAUGUUGGAUUGGGACCUAACAAUUUUCAUGCACUUAAUUGCUCUCCAAUUGCAUCAUUUGGCGGCAUGUCAUCACUUAAUGGCGGCGGUUGCGGCAACAGCAGUGUCAACAACAUUGGAUCAUGGUUGUUCUGAUGCAGGAAAAGACUCAUUUGGGUACCUCCAUAGUCAUGGAUCAUGGUCUGGCAUGAUCAACGGCUAUGGUUCCUCCACAACAAACCCUUUGGUUUAAUAAUCUAUGUAUUUAUCGCUUUAUCAUGAAAAAGAUAGAGUAUGAUUUUCACUUUUAGUAUAAAUCAUACUGUAUUACAUAAUGAUAAAAUGAUAAAUAUAUAUA
Molecule: messenger RNA, 1387 nt
Organism: Arachis ipaensis
Lineage: Eukaryota; Viridiplantae; Streptophyta; Magnoliopsida; Fabales; Fabaceae
Product: dof zinc finger protein DOF5.6
Biological process (GO): regulation of DNA-templated transcription
Molecular function (GO): DNA binding; DNA-binding transcription factor activity
Source: RefSeq, a predicted model, not a curated record